AUGGAGAAUAUUGAACCUACGCCCGUUUUCAAUUUCGAGUCUCAUGAUACUGCGUUAUGCGCUAUCCCUCCCCGAGAACUAUGGUCAUCGGUAGAUCGACUGAGAUGUCUCUACGACAAGGCUUAUACUGCCUGGCCGCCUCAUGUUAACAUUAUAUACCCAUUUGUGCGGCCUGAGCGCUUAGAGAAUGCAGCCCACGUUCUUCAAGGAAAUGCGAUAGAAUACCAGCCUCAACUGGCCCUCGAUACGGCCGACUUCUUCAAACACAAGCACAACAACACUAUAUACUUGGGCCAAAGCUCCAAGGACAAUGUGAAUCAGCUUUCAAAGCUCAAGAACUACAUUUCAAACACCCUUGGCCAUCCUCAGGAUUCAACGGACGAAAACUUCACCCCUCAUAUGACAAUUGGUCAGAGUGAAGAUGCAGAAGCUGCACCGCAUUAUUUUCUUCUGGAAAAGGCUCGCCUCUUGGCGCCUAUAACAUGGAAAGUUAAGGAAGUUGCUAUUCUUGUUCGCGAACCUCUCGCGCAAAGCGGCAGUGGCAGCGGCCCUCGGCCUAUGAAGCUCUGGGGGACCCUGAAUCUUGAAUCAGGCACGCUCACUCAGACAACACAACCUCAAGACUUCACUGAUCGCUUGAAAGAGAUAUCACGCAUCGCCUUCCAACCAGCACACUAUUUUUCAGAGCUUUUAAAACCUCCGGAAAAGGAUGACUUUCCUGCCCAUACACCGGAUGCCACUGAGCUUUUGCUGGAUCGAUUAGUUGUUGCUUCUUACAAUGUUUUGGCCGAGUUUGAAUGGCCCCCUCAAUCACAUCGACAUGUACCUUUGGUGCAGAACCUUCUCUCCGCUCAAGCUGCCGCCGAUAUUGUUGUACUUCAGGAGGUUACAGAUCACUUCCUCCCUGAUCUCCUUGGUAGCGAGGAACUGCGUGGUCGUUAUCCCUACGUCUCGCAUGGGCCUCCAGAAACCACAGGUUCCGAGCCACUUCCUAGCCUUUUAAAUAUCGUUGUACUGAGUAAGUUUCCGUUCGAGUGGCAUCAUCUACCAUUUCAAAGAAAACACAAAGGAUGUACUGUCGUGCGAUUCCCUACCAUUGGUACAAGAGAUACCCCAGACGGGGAGUUCAGGCCCUGGAUAAUUGUGGCAUGUCAUCUCAGCCAAGGCCUUACUGAUGGGGCCAUUGCUACCAAGAAGAAUGAGAUCCAAAAGAUGCUCGAUUAUCUAACGGCUACAUUCCCACAACACCCGUGGGUACUUGCAGGCGAUUUCAAUCUUGUGACUUCUUCUCAUACUAUCGAAGCUGCUCGAAAAAAACAAGACAUAUCAUUGCAGACAGUUCAUCGGCUGCAAGACAUUGACCGGGCAUUACUGGACGCUGGCUUUCUCGACACCUGGCUAGCCACUCGACUCGAAUCAGGCGAGUCUUCAGACAUGAAUAAUGAAAGAAGAAGUGUGCUUGAUUCUUUCCAGGGAGAGCAAGGGGCUACCUUUGAUCCUCUGACAAACACACUGACUGCCGAACUUGUUGGAAGUGGACUCAACAACCGGCCACAGAGGUACGACAAGAUACUCGUCAAGACAGGGCACUAUCACCCGCAUGGUUUCAAUAUGUUUGGACAAACGCCGUUCCAGUCACCUCGAGGAGGCUAUCCCACAUACGCUAGUGAUCACUGGGGUAUAAGAUGCCUUCUGUUGAAAUCAUCGUCAAGUGAGAUGUCCAAGGCAACUGUUCCAGAAAUGAAGAUCAAACUUCAGCGACCUGUGCCAAGUUUGGUCGAAGGCGAGGGCUUAGAGCACUUCUUGGAAAAUUAUGGUUGUCUGCCAACGGAGCAGGAAAGAGAGACAAGGGUCCAAGCGGUUAAAGCUCUGGAGGUUGCUCUGAAGGACAUCGACUUAUCAUCAUCAGAGGAUGAUGCAAGAUCUGGACCCCCGUUUGUUGUGGUUCCAGUUGGUUCAUAUGGAUUGGGCGUCUGGACCAGCUCGUCUGAUAUUGACUGUCUCUGUAUCGGCCCAUUUAGUUCCAAGACAUUCUUUACUUUGGCAGUUCAGAGACUGAAGCGAGCGGCAGACAUCAGGAUCUUACGACGGGUCAAAGCCAACUCUGGGUACAUGCUGGAACUAGAAGUACAUGGCAUCAAAGUAGAUCUCCAAUAUUGCGCAGCAGCGUCAAUCGCCGAAAGGUGGCCUGAAGUUAUGAAACGACCAGCUAAUGACUCGGCAUUUGCUUUACCUUUCCAGACCCUAGCGAAGCUUAAGCCUGUUCGCGAUCUCUUUUACCUGCGUCGAUCACUUCCAGACAUGGUCCAAUACCGGAUGGCACACUUGUACAUCAAGUCCUGGGCCCAGGCACGAGGCAUCUAUUCUGCAAAAUUCGGGUUCCUUGGUGGCAUCCAUAUCAGUGUCCUUCUUGUUCCAAUCUGCAAAUCGCUGGCUUUUGGGAGUGAGAUGAUAUCUCCAGCAGAUAUUGUAACCACAUUCUUCAGACACUAUGCAGAUUUCGACUGGAAAAACUCGAUGGUGUUCGACCCGUUCUUUCACAAAGAUUUGAGGUACAACCGUACAUUUAGAGAGCCUCUCUGUCUCAUCGGCUGGCAUGCCCCAGCGCUCAACACUGCUCCGAUAGCAUCCAACCCAACUGUGGUGACUAUUGCAGCUGAAAUAGAGCGUGCCGAUAGAUUACUUUCUCAGGAUGGCUGUAAAUGGAAUAGUGUACUAGGUCUUCAGUCCACCCAGGAAGCAGGAAAAACCAGAGGAACUGCGGAGUUUUUGAAUGAGUUCAAAACUUACAUCAAGAUUGAUGCACACUAUUGGGGGCCGUCACAGGAAAAAAGUGGCCGGUUCAUCGGUUGGCUCGAAUCCCGUUGUGUUAUGUUGUUGGUUGACAUAAAUAGAAAGCUUCAGAACUUGAUCGCACGAAUUUGGCCAUCUCGGUUCUUAGAUGCGUCUUCUGGAGGAGCGGGAGGCCCAGGCGAGGAGUACCAUGGUUGCUACCUCAUCGGCCUUGCCUGGGACGGCAACAUGAGCAAAGACGAUGCCAAGGAGAUGCGUACGAGCAUCCAAACAGUCUUACAGGACUUCGAGACAAGGAUCCGCCGCGACGAGAAGUAUUACGAUGCUCAGUCCUGUUGGAUGAGCGCAACACUUGCUCGAGGCUCCGAUCUUGGUGAGAUGGAAGUUGAUCAAAGUUUAUGGGGGGAAUUUGCCGGAGAUACAGACGACGAGGACUCGGAUGAAGAGCUUGAAGAGGAGGAAGAACUCGACAACGAUGAGGAAGAACUGAAAGGAAAGGGCAGCACCCACGGGUCUCGAGCUGCAGUAGUAGGCAAGGCGCCUGGACUUGGUAAAUUUCGCACGGCUGCCGAUGUGCUCAACCGGAUACGAUGGGAUACCAACUUCGACACAAGCGACUACAUCGUUGGGUACGAGGACCGUUUCCUAGGGGCUCGUGAAAGAGCAGUGGAACAGUGGAAGAGCGAGCAGACCGACGAGGAGUUUAUCCCACAACACCGCAUUCUGUACUUCAAGCGCAAUGCUGAUAAUGUCAUUGUGUGGGAGCGCCGAACGCGGACUGAUGAUAUCUUCGGUAGCGGCAUCAAGAGGCCGACAACAGAUGUCUGA
Fusarium venenatum is the source of this 3621-nucleotide messenger RNA. Its product is annotated as 2'-5' RNA ligase superfamily-domain-containing protein. The record is from RefSeq and is a predicted model, not a curated record. Gene Ontology annotation, molecular function: RNA binding; poly(A) RNA polymerase activity. NCBI's taxonomy places the organism in Eukaryota, Fungi, Ascomycota, Sordariomycetes, Hypocreales, Nectriaceae. Gene Ontology annotation, cellular component: nucleus.